Molecule: messenger RNA, 2445 nt
Organism: Huiozyma naganishii CBS 8797
Lineage: Eukaryota; Fungi; Ascomycota; Saccharomycetes; Saccharomycetales; Saccharomycetaceae
Gene: CSC1
Product: Csc1p
Exons: 1
Coding region: 1-2445 (814 amino acids)
Cellular component (GO): plasma membrane
Molecular function (GO): calcium-activated cation channel activity
Source: RefSeq, a predicted model, not a curated record
AUGGUAGAUGAUACUUUAGGGAUGCGGCUCUCCAGCUCUCUGGAGACUGUGACGAACGGCACUGCAACGGUUGACAUGCUCGUGAGAAGGGCAAGCGAUCCCCCGACAGAUUUCAGGAAGCCGACCGCGAUGGUUGUCACUACGCAACUGGGUAUAGCGACAACAUUGGGUCUAUUUGCGUUUUUGUCAUUCUCCAUGCUGUUGAAGAAACUGCCCAAGUUGUAUGCCAGUAGGAAAUUCAAAGACGAGGGGGGGUUACGAUUGCCGUCGUGGAACGAGGACAGUUUGUUUGGUUGGAUACCUGUGCUGUACAAUAUCAGUGAUGCGGAAGUAUUGGAAUACGCUGGGUUGGAUGCGUUUGUUUUCCUUGGUUUCUUCAAGAUGGGGAUUAAGCUGCUAUCAGUAUUUAGCCUUUUCUCAUUCGGUGUCAUAUCCCCUAUCAGGUACCAUUUCACUGGGCAGUACGAUGACGGAUCUGAUGAUCCGUCCUACAAUUUUGUUUCCAAAGUAGCGUCAAACAUUCCGUUUCUGAGGAAAAGAGAUGACAUUCCAGUGGGGGCUCCGGAAAUGGCCAGCUCGUACCUGUGGAUGUACUUGAUUUUUACCUACUUUUUCACAUUUCUGGCUAUCCACAUGCUGAUGAGCCAUACAAAACUAGUGGUGAGCACUCGUCAGUCGUAUUUGGGGAAACAAAACACAAUUGCCGAUAAAACGAUUAGACUCUCCGGCAUUCCGAUGGAACUCAGAGACAUGAAGUCGUUACAAACGAGGAUCGAGCAAUUGCAGAUAGGCAAAGUAUCAUCAAUAACGAUAUGCAGGGAAUGGGGUCCCCUAAAUAGGUUAUUCCAUUACAGGAAACAUGUAUUAAAACAGCUGGAAAUGAAGUAUGCAGAAUGCCCUUCCAGCUUACGUGGUAGACCGAUUGCUUCUGAAUCGUACUCCAUGAGUGGAGAAGUAAAUGGCGAUGAUGUUGGCGCUCAAAGACAUUCUCUUCCUGAGAACCCAAUUCGCGAAGAGCAUAUUGAGGAGCAUCAACGCAGCACAUUACAAGGUAAUACAACGACAACGGAUGACCACGUAUUGUACUCUGAGAUACAAUUGAGUGAUAGGCCGAAAAUAAAGAUCGGCCUUUGGGGUAUAUUUGGCAAGGAGGUUGAUGCAAUUGACUACUUUGAGAAACAACUGAAAUUCAUCGACCACGAAAUUUCCCAAGCUAGAAAACGGCACUACUCUGCCACCCCAACAGCAUUUGUCACCAUGGAUUCUGUUGCAAACGCUCAAAUGGCAGCCCAAGCAGUUUUGGACCCGAGAGUGCACUAUUUCAUCACUAGACUUGCACCCGCUCCUCACGAUAUCAAGUGGGAUCACGUUUGCCUGUCCAGGAAGGAAAGAUUGACAAAGAUAUACUCAGUUACCGUGUUUAUUGGUAUUUGCAGCGUCUUCCUGAUUAUUCCAGUAUCAUAUUUGGCUACACUGUUAAAUUUGAAGACGAUAACACGAUUCUGGCCCAGUUUAGGGAAAAUGCUUGAGGAGAAUAGAUGGGCGGAGAAUAUGGUGACUGGGUUGCUUCCUACUUAUCUGUUCACUUUAUUGAACGUUGGUAUUCCUUACUUUUACGAUUAUCUAACGUCAAAGCAAGGGUUUGUUUCUCAUAGCGAGGAGGAGAUUUCGCUGGUAUCCAAGAAUUUCUUCUAUAUCUUUGUGAAUCUGUUCUUGGUUUUCACUUUGGCCGGUACCGCAUCUAACUAUUGGGGUUACUUAUCCGACACAAGCAAGAUUGCAUAUCAAUUAGCCACCUCUGUCAAGGAGUUUUCAUUAUUUUAUGUUGAUUUGAUCAUUCUACAAGGGAUUGGGAUGUUCCCGUUCAAGUUGUUGCUUGCCGGUAGUUUGAUUGGGUUCCCUCUAGUGAAGAUACAAGCCAAAACUCCGCGGCAGAGAAACGAGCUGUAUUCCCCUCCGAUAUUCAAUUUUGGGUUGCAAUUACCGCAGCCGAUUCUGAUUUUGAUCAUCACGUUGAUCUACAGUGUUAUGAGCACGAAGAUUGUGGCAUCUGGCUUGACCUAUUUUGUCAUCGGGUAUUAUGUUUACAAAUACCAACUGAUUUACGCUACGGAUCAUUUGCCUCAUUCCACUGGGAAAGUAUGGCCGCUGAUCUACAGGAGAGUCAUCGCUGGGUUACUGUUAUUCCAAUUGACCAUGGCCGGUACGCUGGCCGGGUUCGAAGGCGGAUGGGUCUUGACAUCGUGGCUAUUACCAUUGCCCUUCAUAACUCUGAGUUUCCUUUGGGAUUUCGAGAAGAACUAUCUGCCCUUAUCCCAGUAUAUCGCCCUGAGUGCUAUCAGGGAGUAUGAGCGGGACAAUUCGAUGGUAUCCAAUUCUGCUGAGAACGAAUCGUACGAGUAUCCGUUCUUGGUGGACGGGUUAGAAGGUCCCAUGACAGAAUGA